UUGCAGUUUUGUGCCUGGGAAUUUCGGGAAGAUAAAUAUUGAAUAAAUAAAUAAGUUAGGCGAAUGAAGUGUUAAAUUUGUAGAAACUGUUACGAAAUGAUUAGAUUGUAAUGUUGGAAGGAUUAAUAGCAUGGGUCUUGAAUACAUAUCUUGGUGAAUAUGUAGAAAAUUUAAAUACUGACCAGCUAAGCGUUGGUAUUUUCCAAGGAAAUGUUGAAUUGGAAAAUUUACCUCUUAAGAAAUCUGCUCUUAAGAAUCUUGGAUUUCCAUUUGUUGUCAAAUCAGGUUUGAUUGGCAGAAUUAAGUUGCAGAUUCCUGUAAGACGCUUGAAAAGUGAACAAUGGGUGGUAACAAUUGAAGACUUAUUCCUCAUUGCUGGUCCUGAUACUAAUGAUGUGUACAAUUCUGAAGCUGAGGAAAAGUUAUUUGCUGAAAAGAAGAAGAUACUACUUGCAGAAUUUGAUGAAAAUUUCAAGCUUCAAAAGGACUAUAUUCAGCAAAGUGCUUCUUCCUCCUCCUCAUCAUCAUCGUGGUUGUCUUGGUGGUCGUACGGCACUUCGUUCAUAACUAACAUCAUUGACAAUUUUCAACUGCAAGUGAAAAAUGUACACAUUCGUUAUGAGGAUGAUGUCAGUAUUCCAUACCACACAUUUGCAUGUGGCGUCACCAUUAAUUCCAUCUCUGCUCAGAGUGCUGACUCCAAUUGGCCACAUCCCAUUCUGUACUGUCCACUACCCCCUUGCAAAUUACCUGGAUUCAACUACCGAGGCUUGGAUAGCAUCCUUCAUAAAAUUGUUGAUUUGAAUGAAUUUGCCUUCUAUUGGGAUUGCAGAGCUCAGCUUUUUGAACAAAUGGAAACCGUAGACAAAAACAGUUUCAUUGAGUUCUUCAAGAAGCAGAAUGAAUUUAUGCAGUCGGAUGCAUGUGCGUACGUUUUGGAGCCGGUGAGUUGUUUUACCAAGUUCCAACGCGGCACGUCAUCACUGCCUCUCAGAAGCAGACACACUCCAAGGAUCUGGCUGGAUGUCACACUGGACAACUUGCCCGUGUCCCUGCACGAGGGUCAGUUCAGACAGAUGCACACAGCUAUGAAGGCCUAUGACAUGGUCUGCAAGGCUAACAAGUACCGCAAGUUCAAACCUCUCACACAGGAUGGAACAAAUUGGAAAAAAAGUGAGGUGUUGUGGAAAUUUGCACUAAACGUUACCAUGAAUGAGGUUAAGGAGAGGAACAAGAGGUUCAAGAAGGAGUUCAUGUUGAAGAGAGCAAGGACCAACGUUUUGUAUGUGAAAGCAUACAGAAGUUGGUUGACACUUGGUCCAAAAUAUGUGGUCAAAAUAGACAAAGAUUUUAUGGAUGAGUUUGAAGCAGAAACAGCACUAGAAGAAUUAAGAAUAUUGAGGUCCAUUGUUACUGAAGAAUUGUUGGAUUGCCCUUGCAAAAAUCAAGCUCAAUCAGGCACCAUUGAAUUCAACGACAACAACAACUUCUACUACACUGUCAUCUUCAGCACCUGCGACACCAUCUUCACCACCUAUUUCGUCACCAACAACUGCGCCACCACCGCCAGUUUCGUCACCACCUGCUGCUACAGCACCGGCCACAACAUCUGCUCCCCCGCUCACACUUUCUUCUACACUUGCAGUAUUAACAACCACAUCUGCUGCAACAUUGACACAAACAUCAACAACGUCAUCAACAACAACGCCAUCAACAACUGCUUCAGCAACCUCACCAACAGCUACUUCAACGACAUCACCGCAAAACGAAGCACCACCAGCAUUACCUGCUGCACCACAGGGUAUUUUGCAAAGAUGAAAGCUCUGCAGGUUGGCAUUCCAUUGUCAGACCCUUCAACUGCACCUGUCGCCAGCAAGGAACAGCCCGACAGUUUGGAUGACCUGGAUGGUGCUCAGCAAGCUUCUAUCGAGGACAAUGACAGCAACAACAGCAAUGGAAAACCUGGUCAGCAGUGUUUGAACACAAGCGCUCCUAACCAUCUUCUUAAAUCUGAAUUCGAUGAAGACCUGCAGAUGAUGUUUGACGCACGGGAAACAGAGAACUCAUUGAUGCUGAUGGAUGUUGUUUUUCUUCGAGUCAACUUUAAGCUUAACAGUGGAUCAUUGAAUUUAAAAUCAAUAAAAAAGGACGUAGACGCUGACGAGCACGGUGUGGAUUACAUUAACAUUGGCUCUACUGACAUUGACAAAGCUGACGAUGCACAAACUACCAUUUGCGAAGAUUCGUUGCCAACUGGACAACCUCUCAAUGAAACUAUACUUUUGAAACCAACGUUUAACUCGAGAAAAGGUCGAAAACAUGUUCUGAGUGACUUAUUGUUGUUGGAAUGCAAGGAGAUUGAAAUGAAGUUUGAGUCGAGAACCAGAGUAGACGGGUGGAUGUUUGGAAUUGAAAUGUCCAACCUAACAUUGCAUGACCAGCACACCACUGACUCCAUUAGACCAACUCUCAUUUCAUCGUUUUCUGAAAAAAUUAUCAAUUCACGUAGAAGUCAUGAUGAUGAAAAUCGAAAUAAUUCAGAAAUCAAAAAACUUUUCAAAUUUUGCCUGGAGAAGAAUCCAUUUUUUACAAAAGCUUCAUACAAACUUUCCAUAUCUUCGCAACCCUUGGACAUAGUCUACAACCCAACAUUCAUAGAGAAGAUUAAGGAGACAUUAACCCUACCUCAGGAUCCGGCCAACUUUCAACUUGAUAUCACAGCAUUGGCCAAACGUAAGUAUGAAGUGUUCAAGAAACAGACAAAGAGGGAGCUUCAACAAACGAUUGAUGCCGUUCUUGAAGGAAAUGUCCAGUCGAAUUCGACGAGCUGGUUGUUGGAUGUGGACAUGUUUGCUCCGCACAUCAUCCUGCCCAGAAACUUUACCGACCCACACGCCACCAUCGUCAUCUUUGAUCUCGGACACAUGCUCAUCAGCAACAAGAAGAAGCAAGAGACGCCAGCUGCUGCGGUUGCAACAGCUCCACAUGCGGAUUUCAUUGCAAACACUGAUCACCUUAAUGGCAUGUGUACUUUUUUGCGUUCAUGA
Messenger RNA from Helobdella robusta, 3047 nucleotides. RefSeq lists its product as hypothetical. Gene Ontology annotation, cellular component: extrinsic component of membrane. The coding region runs from base 111 to 3047 and encodes 978 amino acids. The record is from RefSeq and is a predicted model, not a curated record. The transcript has 20 exons. Gene Ontology annotation, biological process: protein retention in Golgi apparatus; protein targeting to vacuole; mitochondrion organization. Lineage: Eukaryota; Metazoa; Annelida; Clitellata; Rhynchobdellida; Glossiphoniidae.